Molecule: messenger RNA, 3683 nt
Organism: Malurus melanocephalus (red-backed fairy wren)
Lineage: Eukaryota; Metazoa; Chordata; Aves; Passeriformes; Maluridae
Gene: SPATS2L
Product: spermatogenesis associated serine rich 2 like
Exons: 13
Coding region: 459-2123 (554 amino acids)
Cellular component (GO): cytoplasm
Molecular function (GO): protein binding
Source: RefSeq, a predicted model, not a curated record
CCCGUUCCCUGGACCCCGCCUUGCGUGCGCCGGGACCGGCUCCCCCGGCUCCAGAGCCGCUCGCCGCCCCUCGGCCGCUUCUCCGCCAGCGCCCGGCGCCGGAGCGGGGCUGGGCUGUUCAAGGCUAUUCGGUAACAGGCUUGGCCAUAAAUGAUUAACUGCGCGACCGGGGAGCCGGGUGUCGCCGAGCGCAGCCGCCCGUGCCCGGCCCGCUGAGCCAGCGGAGCGUUCGCUCCCGAACCGCCGCCCAGGGCUGUGGCACGGCGCUGCCACGCCGCAAGGUAGGCACGGAGCUCGCCGUGCCUCAGCUGCUGCUUCGGCAGAAAUCCACCCAUUUGACGCUCUUUUUUGUCUGUGUUAAGCUAUUUUUGCAGGAGAUACCGUUUAUUGGAGAAUAUAGAAUAGUAGGAACAGAAACUGGAGUCAUUCACAGUGACACUACUCUYCCCUGAAUAGAGAUGGCGGAAAUCAAUUCUCCUGUAAAUAUCAAGGAAAAGAUCAAUGCAAUCCGAUCAAUUGUUCCAAACAAAAGCAAUAAUGAGAUUGUUCUGGUGUUGCAGCAAUUUGAUAACAAUGUAGACAAGGCAGUUCAAGCUUUCAUGGAUGGCAGUGCAACUCAGGUUUUAAAGGAAUGGAAUAUGACAGGGAAAAAGAAGAACAACAGGAGAAAAAGAAGCAAAUCUAAACAGCACCAAGGUAACAAAGAUCCUAAAAACAAGAACGGUGGACCUGACAAGGCAUCYCAAGAGCCUCAGCGAAUAAAUGACUGUCAUAUGAAUGGGUGCCCUAAGGACAGCUCUGGCCGUGGUUCUGCCAGUCAGAAACCUGAAACCACUUCUUUUGAGAGCAAAGGCUCAGGAUUUGUAGGGUCAGCAUCGGACUGUCCAGAAAUCAGAGACAAAGAACGAGAACGCCAGAGAGUAUCUGCAGAAUUGAACCCAAAGACUAUGAAUGGAGUAGAACAGCAUGAGCCCCUUCAGUCAUCAGUUCAACUCCAGUGUAACCUAGGCAGGCCAAAGGCAAAAUCUUCCUCAGUUAAAAUAUCCAAUGCGUCAACCCAGGUUGAAACAAAGACAGAUGAUUCAGUGAAAAAAAGAGGGCCAAACAUUGAAAAAUCAGUCAAAGACUUGCAGCGUUGCACUGUUUCUCUAACCAGAUAUCGUGUGAUGAUCAAAGAGGAAGUGGAUAAUUCAGUGAAGAAGAUCAAAGCUGCUUUUGCAGAAUUACACAGCUGCAUCGUAGACAAAGAAGUGUCAUUAAUGGCAGAAAUUGAUAAAGUUAAAGAAGAAGCCAUGGAAAUCCUGACUGCUCGGCAGAAGAAAGCUGAGGAGCUGAAGAGACUGGCAGACCUAGCCAGUCAGAUGGCUGAAGCACAACUCUCUGAACUCAGGGCUGAAAUUAAGCACUUUGUGAGUGAACGGAAAUACGAUGAAGAGCUGGGCAGGUCUGCYCGAUUUUCCUGUGAUACAGAGCAGCUCAAGACCCAGAUUCAGCUCUGUGGAGAAAUUUCUCACCCAAAGAACAACUAUUCCUCAAGACCACCAUGUAGUUUAGUGCUGUCUUCAGUGACCUCACAUGCAACAACUGGCAAGCAAAACACACACACCCGAAAGGCCUCUAAUAAUGCCAAGAACUCUGAUAAUAAAACAGCCAGCAGUAAAGUACAAAGUCAUCCUCCUUCCAAUCCUACAGAAUCUCCUUCUCAAGGAGUCCCAACAAAUAAGCAGAAUGGGCCUUCCAACCAGAGACGAAGAUUCAACCCACAGCACCAAAACAUGCGGCUCAAUGGAUCUCUCAAGUCACAAGGUGCCAGUAGUGAGGCAGAUCAAAACACAAAGAGUGGCUCCAGAUCUGAGCACAGAAGACAGCAGCACAACAGCUUCCGAUCCAAAAAUAAAGGAGCUGUGAAAAAUCAGGAGCAGUCUACAACUGCAAGGACCACAGAGAACGCGACACAUUCGGAGAAGACGCGACGGAAGCAUCACACCCCGGACACCACAGAGCACAGGCCUUUCCAGGGCAGUGUUGGCAGAGUGUCCCAGUGCAAUUUAUGUCCUGCAAGGAUGGAUGUCUCUGCUGAUGCCACUGUUCUUUCAGUGCCAGCUGUGACUUUGGUGGCUUAGAAUGUCACAGUGAUGGCAGGCAGAGAAAUUUAAUCUCUUCAUUUUAGUUUCUUGCUUGUUGGUGAAGAAAAUAAGUCAGAACAUAGUCUUUUAAAUCUUUUGCUGCUUAAAACUUGUUGAUAUCUUUAUUACUUACUAAUUAUCAAAAUUAAAUCAUACUUUCAAGGCUUUCCCCAAUAUGUUCACAUUUAUAUUGUCAUGACUGUAUGAAAUCUUACCAAAGCAGCAUUUACGUAUUAGAAAAAUGAAAUCUAGAUUGGAAAGAUAAAUUGAUAAUUAAAUUCAYAAUAGCAAAAACCUCUUGUAGAUAUGUGGUUAUACCAGUCAACAUUAUUAUUUCAUAGAACAGCCUGUGUUAGAARGAUUCCAGGAAGUUGGUAUGCUGUGGUCUGCAAUGAAAUCAAAUGAUCUUGUAGAAUUUUUCAGCAAAUCUCUAYACACCUCUUUCUUUCUGUGCAUGUAUACAUGCAUGCACACUGUAUACACAGAAAGUAUUGUUCUGUACAAGAAGAGUUGGAAAAGCARUUCAUUUGAUGAUUUUAGCUUAUUAUUAUUCCAUAAUCUGAGAUCUUUAAAUUCAAGUAUAAAUUGUAUUAAAUGUAUUACAUAUUGGUAUUUUUCAUGGACAAACUAUUUUUAUGAGGCUGAGGAAAUAUGCUCAUUUAAGUUUGGAAUGUAUAUAGUAAUGGCUAUUCAGAUGCACAGCCCUGUUCUCCAUCUUAUCAGCCACUUUUCUAUGACUAGUUGGAUUUAUUUUUUGCAUAUGAAAAGUUGCAGGUCUUCUAGACUUGAAUUCAAAUUAUUUUUCUAUAUUUUUGCUGUAGGAACCAUCUGUCCAUAACAAGAGCUAUGACUAAUAAAUUACUUAGUCUUUAUGUUCUGAGUCUGUAUUUCAGAAAACCUGUUUCUUCCAAAUAAUUAAAAUCUUCUUUSUAAAAUACUCUGGUGUUUGCUGCUUUGGAGUGCCUAACCUUGUGCUCUUACUCAAAUUGUAUUUGCUUCGUUAAACCAUUAUCAGUGGGAAGUUUUCUGCUGAGUUUGGACUGGACUAGGUUUUUGCUUCUAGCUUGAUUCUAAUGCUACAAUGCACAAAAGCACYUUGCCAUGAGAGCCACAUGCAUCCUGAACACAUUUGAAAGUAAGUUUAAAUAGUAAGGUGUCAGAAUCCAGASCUGGCAUCAAGUGACCUAUUGGCCUGAGUGUCAGAAUCAGGAAAGUGUAAAAGGUCAGUAAGAUUGACCUCCCAUCGAGGUCAGUWAGAGCAGGAAGAGACUUGAGUAUCUUCAGAAGUUUACACCUAGGUGAUUAUUUGCUAUUGCUUUUUACCAAUUUCCUCUGCCUAAUUUCUGUUCAUUGACUGCACACUUCCUUAUUACUGACUGGAUUACUGUUCCACUGGGGCACUUGAAAAAUAAUCCCCAAGGGAAGAGCAAGGUGCAUUCCUUAAUUUUUAUUUCUCUUGAUAUAUGUAUACAGUGUCCCACGUGUGAAUACUGGUAAAACCUGAUUUUAAAAGCCAAGUAACUCAUCUUCAUCUGGAGGGGUGGUGAAAGAAGAAUA